UUGCAAAAUUGGUACCGUCAAAAUUCUAGACUGAAUUAUUUGAUUCUUUAGCAUUAAAAUGUGCUGUGGCUGAACCUUCAAGAUUUUUGUCAUGUUUGACGUUUUAAAAUGAUAUUUUGUGUCUAGUAAAAAUUUUUUAAAACACUUUUUUACACAAUUUUUAAUCCAUGAAAUAACUACGCAAUGCCAUGGCAUCCUUUAAAAUGUCUUUGCGGCAAGUUUACUUUAGGCCAAAGGUAUGUACUUGUAAUUAUGAUGCAGUUGGCACUACUAAAUGCCUACCAUUUGCGAGUUGUUCUAAACAUUGCUAUAACAGAGAUGAUACAAGAUCGAAAUAAUGUAACGAGUCACGCUUGUCCCAAUUAUAUCUAUGAACCAAUUGAGGAGAUACAUGGUGGAACUUUUAAAUGGAAUCACGACUUGGAGGCUGGCAUACUCUAUGCAUUCUUUACAAGUUACUUUAUUAGUCACAUACCAGGAGGAUGGCUGGCCGAUAAAUUUGGAGCCAGGCAUGUAAUGGGUGCCUGCAUGGUGGUGUCUUCAGUGGUGUCCAUAUUGACCCCUCUGGCAAUACAAUAUGGUAGCUCCUGGGGAGCUAUCGUAUUGAGAAUUAUAUUAGGAUUUGCUCAAGGUCCAAUGUUUCCAGCUAUUUCUACUUUUAUACAGUUUUGGAUACCAAAACACCAAAGGGGCUUUUUGGGAGGAAUUGCGUUUGGAGGUUCAAAUAUGGGAACUGUCACUGGAAGUAUGCUGACAGGGAUGAUGAUAACAGCGGCCAAAAGUUGGGUAGUUCCAUUUUAUGUUUGGGGAAUAUUAGCCUUAAUAUGGUGUUUCUUCUAUUACAUAUAUGUAUUUUCAAGGCCUACUACACAUCCUUUUAUCACCGAAGAAGAAAAGAAUUAUCUGAUUACUGAAGUGGAGCACAGAACGAAGUUUAAGGUACCUUGGAAGGCUAUUUUUACCUCCCUGCCUGUUUGGGGACUACUAGCUGGUCAGCUCAGCCACAACUUCAUCUUCUUUACUCUUCUAACCGAUUUGCCGAAAUAUCUAAAAGAAAUCUUGAAGAUGAACGUUAGAGCCAACGCUACCACAACAGCCUUACCUUUCCUAGCCCUGUGGGUGGCGAAUAUAUUCUUCGCAUACGUGGCGGAUUUUGUAACCAACAGAAAUUUGUUAAGUUUAGUAGUUGCCAGAAAGUUGUACACCUCUUUUGCUUGCAUAGUACCUUCUUUAUUGCUGAUUCUUAUGGUAUACGUUGGAUGUAGCCGAGUGGCAGCCCAGGUGUUGGUUACAGUAGCAUUCUUCCUCGUUGGGCCCUUUUUUUCUGGCAUGAAGGUCAACGUCAAUGAUAUUACUAUUCAUUACGGAGGUACCAUAAUGGCUAUUGUCAAUGGUCUAGGAUCGCUUACCGGUAUUGUUGGACCUUAUAUGGUUGGAGCUAUAGCAAAAAAUGAGACGUUGGAAGAAUGGAGAUUAUGUAUGUGGAUUAUAUUGGCCGUUUCAAUUUUUCUUUCCGUAAUUUAUUGCCUAACAGCUAAAGCAGAGAGGCAAAGUUGGGAUUAUCCAGAAAAAGAAGAUGAAAACUCGAAAGUUGGCGGAACGUAGUUCAAUCAUAUUGUCAGAUCGUUAUACAUAACAAUGUAUAAUUUAUUUACUAUUUUAAAAAUAUCAAUAAAAUGUUGUUAGUGUAGGAAACAAAGGUUGAACCUUGCAAAAUGGAGACAAGUCCGGUUUUAUUUUUUUUUCUGGUAUAUCAAGGGGUGCUUAUUAUAAGACUAACUUUUUCUGAAAAAAUUUCGCCCCGGAACAUCCCUUUUCACCCCAUUAAAGUGGGUAAUUUGUGGUUUUUGCGGAACGCAGCCCUUCCUGCACCUUUUACAAAAAAUUUAUUUUAUAGAAAUAUGAAGAGGACUAUAUUUUCUACGAUUUAUUUCUGACAGCAUCUCUCUAUCAUCCACCGUUUAGCGGGGGUGGCGCCCUAAAGUUGACAAGUUUUUAAAAAAGAUGUUUUUAAAAAAUAUAUAUUUUUCCCUAAC
Diabrotica virgifera virgifera (western corn rootworm) is the source of this 2036-nucleotide messenger RNA. RefSeq names its product putative inorganic phosphate cotransporter. Gene Ontology annotation, biological process: transmembrane transport; monoatomic anion transport. Gene Ontology annotation, molecular function: transmembrane transporter activity. Lineage: Eukaryota; Metazoa; Arthropoda; Insecta; Coleoptera; Chrysomelidae. Bases 184 to 1605 code for a protein of 473 amino acids. The record is from RefSeq and is a predicted model, not a curated record. The transcript has 5 exons.